GAGUAAAGCCUGGUGACUUCUGGGUUUGAAAGUACAAGAUAGUUGAAGUCGGAAAGGAAAAACGUGGCUGUAGUUUGGGGAUAUUAAAGCGCGAAUUGGCUGCGGGAGAGUUGAAGUUUCUGCACAAAUUUCCAAAUAAUUUUAAAAUGAAGAAAGGCAGAGGUCGAACUUACCGAAAGAGACACAGAAAACAAUCUACAGCUUUUUCUUCAAGUAAUGUAAAUUUGAGUUAUAAAAAUGAAUAUAUAAUUCUCAAGAAGUGGUUGAAAGAAAAAGGCUACAAGAAUAAUAAUUUAACUCCAGCAGUGUUUUCAGAAACAGGAAGGGGAUUGAUGACCACAAAAACACUUCAGGCUGAAGAAUUGAUUAUUUCUUUGCCUGAAAAGUGCUUGCUUACUUCCAAUACUGUGCUGAACAGUUACCUCAGAGAAUACAUUUUAAAAUGGAAGCCUCCAAUUUCUCCUGUGAUAGCAUUAUGUUCCUUUUUAAUAGCAGAGAAGUGGUUCCAUAGGAAAUCUGUGUGGAAACCAUACCUGGAUCUCUUACCUGAAACAUAUACCUGUCCUGUUUAUUUGGAACAAGAAACACUGAACCUUUUCCCUGAGCCCUUGAGAAGAAAGGCUCUCGAGCAACGAUCAUUGAUCCAGGACCUUUUUGCUUCUUCAAAGCGAUUUUUCUCUUCUUUGCAGCCUUUAUUUUCUGAAGAUGUGGAGAUUAUUUUUAACUUCAGUGCUUUCCAGUGGGCUUGGUGCACUAUAAAUACAAGAACAGUGUUUAUGAAACAUUCACAGAAAGACUGUUUUUCCAGAGAACCAGAUAUUUAUGCUCUAGCUCCAUUUCUGGAUCUGCUAAAUCACAAUCCAAAGGCCCAGGUGAAAGCUUCAUUUAAUGAAAAUACAAAAUGUUAUGAAAUAAAAUCACAUCUAGGCUAUCAGAAAUACAAAGAAGUAUAUAUUUCUUAUGGCCCUCAUGACAACCAGCGACUACUUCUAGAAUAUGGUUUUGUGGCUUCUGAUAAUCCCCACAGCUGUGUGCAUGUUAGUACAGAUACAUUGCUUAAAUAUGUUUAUUCAGAAGACAAACAGAAAUCUAUGAAACUUUUCAUUUUACGAGAGCACAAGUUGUUAGAUGAUCUGACAUUUGGCUGGGAUGGACCAUCUUGGACACUUCUUACAGCCCUUAAAUUGUUAUGUCUUGAAGCAGAUGAAUUUACUUUAUGGAAAAAAGUAGUGCUUGGAGAUGUUGCUUCAACGAAGAAUGAAGAAAAGAGUGUGGCUUUUGCAACAAAAAUAUGUAUGUCAUUGAUGGAAGAAACUCAGCAUGUACUUCAGAAGGUUUCAGUUUUAAAAAAUCAUUAUGAACAUCUUGUGAAUCAACUGGAUUUGGUGGAAGCAUUGCAUACAGAAAAUCUAAGAAUCCUGCAGCUUUCAUAUGAGAUUCUUCAGCAUUUAUCCUCCACAACCAUGUAAUUUUCCCAAAACAAAAUUGUGCUAGUCCCUGCAACAAUAAAACAACUUAAUAUUCAGCGUGAACAUUUUGUAAAAUAUAAACAGAAAAAACAAACAAACCAAGAAUGCAUAGAUCUUUAAAGUCCUUUAAGUAAGACUGCAUUAAUCAGAGAGAAAACGUUGGACCAAAACAUUUUAAAAAGGGCAAUAAUGAGGCCAAAAGGAUAUGUAGUCUAAAUGAUGAUUUA
Molecule: messenger RNA, 1696 nt
Organism: Notechis scutatus (mainland tiger snake)
Lineage: Eukaryota; Metazoa; Chordata; Lepidosauria; Squamata; Elapidae
Gene: SETD4
Product: SET domain containing 4
Biological process (GO): peptidyl-lysine monomethylation; peptidyl-lysine trimethylation
Molecular function (GO): protein binding; protein-lysine N-methyltransferase activity
Source: RefSeq, a predicted model, not a curated record